This is a messenger RNA of Aspergillus aculeatus ATCC 16872, 1540 nucleotides long. Its product is annotated as putative mitochondrial carrier protein. Gene Ontology annotation, biological process: transmembrane transport. The transcript has 5 exons. NCBI's taxonomy places the organism in Eukaryota, Fungi, Ascomycota, Eurotiomycetes, Eurotiales, Aspergillaceae. The record is from RefSeq and is a predicted model, not a curated record. Bases 337 to 1395 code for a protein of 352 amino acids.
UUUAGCACCAACUGCUUAUAGCAUGUGUAGUUGGCGCCGCGGGCCUCUUGACCUUAAUGUGGUGUAGUGCCCAAUUGUCAUCUCUUUCCAAAGCUACUGUGCUCCUACUACUGACAUUAGGCUCUCUACAUUGCUUUGCCUUCGUUUCCAUAUAGAAUGAUUGAAUGAGCUCGUCAAGGCACCUCCAUCACACGUCCACUUCAUAUUAUAGCAUUAUCGCAAAAGCUCCACAGAACAAGGCGGAUACACCUCCCUCUAUUCCUGUGUGCUAUCUUCUACUGCAGCCUUCCCACGAAUGCAAAUAAUUCAGCCCGGAGGCCGCAUAUUGAUAAGACGAUGAGCUUAAAUCACCGAGACGCAGUCUCAUCUGCUGAGGGCGAAGAUCAAAGUGCGUUGUCCGAAGUGCCCAAGAUGCAAAAGUCCGGCACUUUCCAGCACAAUUUUCCUGUACAGGCGCCUACUCUGAGUAAUAGGAUCAAGGGGAGGAUUUCCGAACCUGUUGCCGCAGCUUUCGUUGCCGGCGGCGUGGCCGGGGCCGUAUCUAGGACCAUUGUCUCGCCACUUGAACGUCUCAAGAUCCUUCUACAAAUACAAAGUGUUGGGCGAAACGAAUAUAAACUAUCGAUAUGGAAAGCGCUGGUGAAAAUAGGCAAGGAAGAAGGCUGGAAGGGCUAUCUGCGGGGAAACGGGACUAACUGCAUUCGCAUUGUGCCGUACUCCGCGGUCCAAUUUGGAAGCUAUAAUUUCUACAAGAAAUUCGCAGAGCCUUCUCCCAAUACAGACUUGUCCCCUAUCCGGCGGCUCAUAUGCGGAGCAGCUGCAGGGGUUACAUCAGUGACGGUGACAUAUCCUCUAGACAUAGUCAGAACUCGGCUUUCUAUCCAGUCAGCCUCGUUUGCAGCACUCGGCCAGCGGGGAGCCGGGGAGCCAUUGCCGGGUAUGCUUACAACCAUGAUCCUAAUAUACAAGAACGAAGGUGGCAUAGUAGCAUUGUAUCGGGGUAUUAUCCCCACAGUGGCUGGUGUUGCCCCAUAUGUUGGUCUAAAUUUCAUGACAUAUGAAUCGGUUCGCACUUAUCUCACCCCGGAAGGCGAAACAACGCCCAGUUCCGUUCGUAAAUUAUUAGCCGGGGCAGUUUCCGGGGCAGUGGCUCAGACUUGCACCUAUCCAUUUGAUGUCUUACGUCGACGAUUUCAGAUUAACACAAUGUCGGGCAUGGGAUAUAAAUACACAUCGGUUGUAGAUGCCGUGAAAGUCAUUAUGGCCGAGGAAGGAAUACGAGGCCUAUUCAAAGGAAUCGUUCCCAAUCUCCUGAAAGUGGCCCCAAGUAUGGCCAGCAGCUGGCUCAGCUUUGAGCUGACAAGGGACUUCCUUGUUAGCAUGGGCGAACUAUGAGAAUACAACCGUAGCGCGUGGAAAUAUUUCUUUAGUCCCUAAGAAAAGAGAUUACUAAUGCCACAUAAACACAGUGGAGGAAUAAGAACUUGUAAAUUCUCCCAUUGGAACGAGCAGGAUCUUGUUCAUUCAUGGGAGUAAUUUU